GCUUGUCCAAUUAGUGUGUAGGUGGAGCAGAGGAGGAAACAGACCGGAGACCAACACACACACACACACACACACACUCCGCGUUUUGUUUUUUCAGUUCCUGGACGCGGAGAAAGAAGCCGUGGAUCUUUCUGUUUAGACUCACUUCCAGAAAGUUGCUCGCAGACUCUUGAAGAGGUCCGAUGGUGUUCGUGGAAGAUUCCCGGAUGAUUGAAGUGUCGAUACCUUCAAUGGAGAGGGAAGUGGAUGAGUCGGGAAAGUCCAAAAAGCGUUUCCGAGUUGAAGUCUUGUUCAACGAGAGGAAACAUUUUGUGCUCAGAAGCAGCAGCGAAUUUCAGACUCUGCACAGAAAACUCAGAAAGAUCGUUCAGACUCCAGACUUCCCGAGCAAAAGGAACCAGCAUCUGAGGACCAAACCUAUGGAGCAGAGGAGACAGGAGCUGGAAGACUACAUCCAGGACAUCAUCUAUCAAAAUGAGGACGUGCCUCAGACUCUGCUGGACUUCCUCCACGUCAAACACUUCCACACAGGGAACAAGAUCAGCAGCAUGGAAUCACUUGAUGAGUUGGACAGUCAAGAUGACAGUUAUCAGUCACCACAUCAGCGGGUGAUGGGAUUCUUUCGGGAUCCUUAUCUCUCUGACUGCACCUCAGAUCUCCCAGAUAUUGUUGUGGACGGGGUUCUUCAGGGUUUGUACCCCCGGGAUGUCCGAGUCAGCUUCACCUCCCCCACUCUCACAGAGCCUGAUCCCACAAGCUCUAUAGAAGCCUGAAAUUCUGAAUUAUAGUUUGCAAGGUUUCAUAUAUUAAAGUAGAAUGUGCAGCACAGUCAAAUACAUAGUCAAUUGAAAGCACACCUUUGUAUGAUGCAGAAGGAAAAAGUAGGUCACCUGGAGGAUGCCCACAGGGAUUUGAAUCUCUUGUGUUGUAUGGCUUUGUUACUCUGAUCCUCCUCCUGUUGUGGUGUUCAGCCUUAUUACAACCCACUGUCUUAUGAGGGGAACACCAAGCCACUCAGUGUGCGUCUGUGUUUUUAGUCAUGAAGAUGGGUGUUAGUUGAAAUAAAGUGCAAACUUUUUUAAUGAAGAUGUGACCACACUGGAAACAUUCCUUUUUAUACAUUUUAGCAUUAGAGUUGGCUGAGUUUAUUAUAAAAUAAAGGAGCCAUGGAGGAGUGUAGAACGUGACCUGAAAGGGGAAGAUAGGAUUUAGUUUUUAAAAAAUAAAAGAUAUUCUUGGUUCCAUUUUUGUCAGAUUUGUUACAGUCACUACAGACAUGACAGAAGCGGCACAAAACAACAUGGAACUGUUUCUUCCACAGUCUGAUGCCUCAGAUACUGAUACUGAAGCAAUUGUUUAGUGUUAACAAAUUUUUUUUGAAGUUCAAAUAUGUACUUUUAUAUUGAAAUUAUAAUAAAGAAUCAAACAUGA
Molecule: messenger RNA, 1431 nt
Organism: Larimichthys crocea (large yellow croaker)
Lineage: Eukaryota; Metazoa; Chordata; Actinopteri; Sciaenidae
Gene: snx22
Product: sorting nexin 22
Exons: 7
Coding region: 183-773 (196 amino acids)
Molecular function (GO): phosphatidylinositol phosphate binding
Source: RefSeq, a predicted model, not a curated record